This is a messenger RNA of Entamoeba invadens IP1, 1035 nucleotides long. RefSeq lists its product as hypothetical. The coding region runs from base 1 to 1035 and encodes 344 amino acids. Lineage: Eukaryota; Evosea; Mastigamoebida; Endamoebidae. The record is from RefSeq and is a predicted model, not a curated record. Gene Ontology annotation, biological process: activation of GTPase activity. The transcript is spliced from 3 exons. Gene Ontology annotation, molecular function: GTPase activator activity.
AUGGAACAUCACCAAGAAGAAGUCAUACACAAACGGGAUUUAAAAAUUCAGAAGGAAACGCGAGACACAGAAAUAAUGAGAGACCCACUUGCCAUUUCUCAGACGUUUUUAGACCGUCUCCAAGAAGAAGAUGGAUCAUUAAGAGAAGUCGAUGAAAUGAACUUAAGAACCAAAAUGAAAUAUAACGGGUGUAAUGAAGACUGUCGGUUAGUUGUGUGGGAGAUAGUGGCGGGGCUUCGGAAAUUGUCAACAAAUAAAAGCGAAUGGGAAGAGCGACAAAAGUCAAUGCAAGAGGAGUACAUCACUUACAAAGACCUUUGGAAGAAUGGGGACCAAAGCUCGAUGGACAAAGACACGUUAGAUUUUUACUUAAAAAACAAAGACAUCAUCACAAAAGAUGUUCUUCGCACUGACAGAGAUGUUGCCAUGUUUAAAGAUGUUAAGAGUGAAGAAACUAAAAUCCUUCAUGACGUUAUCACAACGUUUUGUAUAUCGCAAAAAGUUGUUUAUGGACAAGGGAUGAAUGAUAUUCUAUCCAUUUUAAUGGAAGUCACUACAGAAGAUUACUUGCUGUACUAUUUGUUUCAAUUUACUUUAAGUCUGGUACAUGACAUCUAUGGAGGGAAUGGCCCGAUAAGUACUGAAAAAAUGAAAGGUGUUGGUGUUAUAAUUGAAGUAGUAGAUCCCGAGCUUGGAGAGUUUUUUGAAACGAUGAGACUGACGUUUGAAUUUAUAGCGAGGUGGUUACUGAUGUUAUUCAAAAGAGAGUUUAAGAGGAAUUUAGUCUUGAGACUGUGGGAUGCAUUCUUCGCGUUUCCAGAUGAGCGACUGUUUAUGUUUGUGGCUGCAGCGUUAAUGGUGGAGAACAGAGACAACUUCCUUCGAGCUGCGCCAUCGUUUGAUGAAAUAUAUAUCUGGACCAUCAACAACGAAAACAAAAUCCCACUCGACGUGCUGUUCUCAGCAGACUCGCUUCUCACAAAGUUCAAGAAGACAGCGACAGAAGAACAGAAGGCUAUUGUUUUUGUUAAGUAG